UUCCGACGACACACUCUGGGGCCUGAUCCUUCCUAGCUUUCCAGGAUUGGCUUCCUCCUCCGUUAGGAAGGGGAUCGGGAAGGAAGAACAGGAGGGGCUAAUUCCAGUCUCUCUCCCUCUGUCGAGUUUUUUGCCUCCCACCGGGAGUUUAAGAAGCGGCCGCUUCUCCGGCACAUCUUGCUACCGCUGCUGGCCCUACCGCCCAGUUGAAGAACCCCUGAGAAGUGGCUGGUCGUGGCCGGCAGGACACCUUCCGAGAAGCUCGUGUCGCGAUGGGGGAGAACGGGGUGCAAGCGGAGCAGAGCAGCGCGUACUUUUCCCCGAGCUCCGAUGGGCCUCUGGAUCAGAUCAGUCCCAGCCCGGUCCCUUCGGGCAGCCGCAGCCCAAGCCUGCAACCGCCGGCGGCAGCCCCGGGCGAGCCGAUCCGGGACGGCUCCCAGGUGAACGCCAUCACGGUGCUGACUCUGCUGGACAAGCUGGUCAACAUGCUGGACUCGGUGCAGGAGAAGCAGCAGAAGAUGGAGCUGCGGCAGAUCGAGCUGGAGGGUUCGGUGAAGGGCAUCCAGAGCGACCUGAGCAAACUGUGCAAGAACCACACGUCCACCAGCAACACGGUGGCCAAGCUGCUGGAGAAGUCGCGCAAGGUCAGCGCCAACACGCGCGAGGUGCGCGAGCGCAUGGACCGCCAGUGCGCCCAGGUGAAGCGUCUGGAGCAGAACCACGCGCAGCUCCUCCGCCGCAACCACUUCAAGGUGCUCAUCUUCCAGGAAGAAAACGAAAUCCCUGCCAGUGUGUUUGUGAAAGAGCCUGUUCCCAGUAUUACCGAUGGGAAGGAAGAGCCUGUUGAUGAGAACAAAACUUUGGAAGAAACCAUGCACACGGUGGAGCUCUCAUCGGAAGAUGAAGCGCCCCAUGAGGAAGAUGGUGCAGAUGACAGCAUGGAUGAGAAAAUAGAGGAGUCAAGAGCCGAGAAAAUCAAGAGGUCAAGCCUCAAGAAGGUGGACAGCCUGAAGAAAGCAUUUUCCCGCCAAAAUAUUGAAAAGAAGAUGAACAAGUUCAGCACCAAGAUUGUCUCUGCUGAGCGGAGGGAGAAGAUUAAGAAGUCUCUGACCCCUAACCACCAGAAGUCCUCCUCCUCAAAAAGUUCAUCUUUCAAAGUCUCUCCCCUUACAUUCAAUGUGAAGAAAGUUCGUGAUGGUGACACUUCCACAGAAAUAGAAGACAAGCCGACAUUGGCUAUUGCCGGCGAGCACACAGUGAAUGACGAGGAGACCUCCUUCACGGAGAUUCACCCAGACCUGGCCUCUCCCACUUCUCUGGCUGAAGAAGGAAAAGCCUUUGCUGACUCCCUGGAAAAAGAAACCGGAAGUGACGGAGAAAUGGCGGUCAACAACAACAUUGAGCUUGCAAUUGUUGAAGAAGGUGAUGACUAUAGGGCUUCACUAGAAAUCAGACAGGAACUCUAUGAUGGAAGGAACAAACCGACCAACGGGGAAAUAGAACACUCCGAUGAAGAAUCGAGCCGGGCAGCUGUCCUCCAUGUUGACCAAACUGCAUAAAUGGUUUGAACCCGUUAUGUUUCUGAAUAGAUUUUCUUUCAUUACAUGAGUAAACCAGGGUAUACACUUGUUACACAAUAAACAUGGGGCAACAGUAAUUUAAGGUGGAGUAGUUGUUUUUUUGAAAACUUAGAUUUCCACAAAAGGCUCAUUUCAUGCCAUUAGAAUUCGGGGGGGGGAGGAUGAGGUCUGAUCCUGAGGUAAAAAAUGCUACUGUGCUGCAUUUCAAAGGCAACCCUGACACACCCACCUUCCCCACUUUUUUAUCAUUCACAAAUUGCUGCAGUUGAUGUCAGUGGCAGGUGUAGCCAGAUGUGGCUAUGGCCAUCCCACAUUCUUUCACACUCUCUCUCUCGCAUACAUAGCACAAAUAACAAGCAGACAUACAGGCACACAGCCUCCCCUCCUCUGUGCAGGUCAGCUGAGAGGGGGUUAGUGCUCCCUCUCCAUUCAUCCAAUGAUUGACUGGAUGACCAGGUAGGGGGCAAUUUGUUUUUCCACCCAUCCCAGCCGUGUGCCUACUUUAAUGUUUUUUAUCUUUUUGCUGCUGCUGCUGCCAAAAUCAGUUAGGGACCAGAAAGAUGGGUUUGGGAGGGCAGUUUAGGCCCCUGAAUGGAGAGUUAGCCACCUCUUGUGUUAAAAUACUGAAUAGUUGGACCAGUGAUCUGACUCAGUAUAAGGCAGCUUCCUGUGGGCUUUUCCCUCUCUGUACGUUUUUUCAAGCGGUUUGAACCUAUUUUCCCUCCCUAUAAAGUACUUAAACUUGUUUCCUUCAUGUUACUAUUUGAUGCGGUAAGGCUACCACAAUGUGGCACACUUUUUUUUAGUGUUAACCUCGCAUGAUUAAGAGCUGGUGGCUUCAUUGUCAGUGGGCCAGUGAAUCCCCUCUGGGAUUUAGUUUUCGAAUCUUGGACAUCUUGAAAGUUCAGACUAAAAUCUGGGGUGGAUUCACUGCCCCACUGACACACCAGCCUCCACUGGGCCCUGAUUAUGCCGGAGUGAGUUGAGUCUUUGGAAGCUAGGGCUCACCCCAUCGCACAUUUGUUAUACAGCUCUCUCAGUACACGUGGGUGCAUUGAAAGGGCAUGUUUUACCAAGCAAAGUCGAUGUGGUAAAGAAGAUUGCUAUGUGGUGGCUUUGACACAUCAAAAAGUAAUACGAGAAUUGGAUCUCAGCUGCUUCAGUAGUCAGUAACUACUGAGACAGAGCAGUUAGAUUAUUGGGUUGUGUGCUUGGUUUUGGCACCAUAUUAGUUGUCUUUGGGCUUUAUUAUUCUUGACCAUUUUAUUUUAUCCACCUCCAUUCUGCUCAGGAGGAGGGAUUUUUCCUUAUAAAAAAAAGAAAAGGAAGUAGCAUUACUAGAACUACAGUGCAAGCCUAUACAUGUCUACUCAGAAGUAAGUCCUGUUGAAUUCAGUAGGGCUUACUCCCAGGUAAGUGUAUGUAAGACUGCAGCCCUGUAUUAGUGGAACUUAAUGGGGGAUGGUUUCCUGAGGGCCAGAUGGAUUAAUGUUUAUUCCAUAGGUCCCACCAUAUGGAAAUGAUACCUUGGCAUGGUUGUCCAUGGGAAUUGGGCUGAUAAGACCCAUUUUUGCACAUAAACCCAUGGACACCUGUAAGAUGCAUGUCUCAGGGUGUAUUCAACCAAAUCCUACUCAGAGUACACCCACUGAAAUGAAUGAACAAAUAAAGUUAGUCAUGACUAUUAAUUUCAGUGAGUCUACUCUUGACACCAAAUACCACUCCUUGCUGUAAGGUAGGGGUGGGGGAAUCUUGCUCAGCAACCUUCUGAGGGCCAUGUGCCAGUGGUGGGUAGGGCCAGAGGCAAAGGCGGGAGGAGCAACUAAUGUAAAUUUUACCUUUUGCCCAGUAACCUUGUUUCUACACACACCCAUCCACCCUUCUCCCUCCUCCUUCCAGGCAAGCAAAAGGCAUGAUCAGAAUGGAAGGACACAUUUCAGCCAGGCAAAAACACUUGAGGGGAGUGUGAAGUAAGGCCAGUGAGAGGUGUGGCCUGAGGAGAGUUCCAGGGGCCUGGAUGGUUGCAUUUGGCCCCUAGGCGUGAGGUUUUCCACCCUUGCUUUAGGUUGACUUAGGAUAAACCACCCAGAGUAAAGUACAGUGGGAAGAUCUCAUUCUUGUAUGUCUGGAUUCCUUUGGAAUAUUUAGAAUGAGGGGAGGGAUGCUGUCCAGGGCAAGCUGAAGGUGUACUCAUCAAAUUUUGUUCACGCUGCCCCUUCCCCACAGGAGAGCUGCCCUCGAGGGCAAUGUUGGAACUGGUGAUAAGCAGGAGGCGUGCCAACAAGCUGGUUGUAUGUGUAAGCUUGGCACUGUCUGCAUUUGCUCUCUAGUUUAAUUUUAUUCAAAGUAUGCUGAUUCAGUUAAAUAAUGUAUAUACACACAUAUAUUUUAUUUUGGUUUAUUUUAAGAGAGAAAUGGUAUUUGCUUCAUAAAAUCUACAAUGUUGAAAUGGCAAAAGGGAGAGAGAUACUGUAACUGAAGCAGUUUGUGUAAAUAGAUUGUGAAACAGAUUCAAUUAUAUAUGGACCCAACUACUGUAUUUAUAAGUGCAAAGAGAGGGUCAGCUUGCCAUGUUGCAAUGUAAACUGAUAAAUGUAAAGAGAAUAUACAAAGAAAAAUAGAGGAUAUUAAGAUUCUGCUAGACUAAUGAAUGACACUUAUGUCGUACAAGUGAACCAUUCUGGAAAGAUAUUUUCAUUCUGCACCUGCAAAAGAUCACAAACAAGGGUAUUCUGAAUAUAUGAAUAUAUAUAAAAUGGCCACAGUUCAGCAGAAAGUGACAUGGAAGUUAAUCCAUUGAUUUCCAUGGGACUUGAGUUUGCAUAACUGCAUUGGCCAAUGUCCAAAAUGUGCAGAUUGUUGGAAAACGUGGAGAAAUGAUGACCUUCACACAUGUGAUGAAUGCCCAACAGCAUGAAGUAACCUGGUGAAUGCUGAUAGCGACUAUCAAGUGAUAGUCAAGUGAAUUUGGAUGCUGUCCAUGUUUUUGGACGUUAACCAGAUGCAUAUGGGAUUAUCAACAUGUCCUUGUCAUUUUUGACAGUUUUCACAUGUUGAACAUUCACUGUAAUGUGUAGGAUUUGUCUUCAGAUGGAAAUGUACAGACAAUUUAUAAAGUGGACAGAAUGUUUGCUUUUUCAGCUAGCGAUGUCACUAGUGUGUGUUUUAUUGUGUGACAUGAGAUAUAAUGGCAAUGAACACAACCAACCAGGAAUUUUUUCUGUUCAGGCCCAGUGUAGAAGCAUGCACAGUUCUGUUUCAUUCCAGUGGGACUUUGGACCUGCAGAGCUUCCAUUAAACAACUGUGGGGGUUCCUUCCAUUAUCUUUUGCUUCUUGAAAUAUGUACUGGACUUCACAAUGAUACAGCUUCUGAAUUUUCUGCAAAUAUACGUUUCAACCAAAAUCUGGACAUGUUCAGAAAUGAAACUGCAUUCCUUCUGUGUUUCCUCCUCAAAACCUCCAUCCUACUUUACAGUCACAAAUGUAAACUAGCAGCAAACCUACAAGUGCCUGGCAAUUUUAUUUUGUAUACAUUCUUUCUUCCCGCCCUUUAAUACUGAUAAACUUGCUUUUGCAUAAUAUUGCACUAAAGCCUUGCUUUAUUCCAAGAUAUUAUUUAGAACUGCAAAUUAAAGAAGUCUUCUAAGAAAAUAUCUUGAUGACAGUGAGCUAUUCCAUUUGGAGAGCUUCAUGCAGUCAUUUUUAGGUGUCACUGGAUGUUUAAUCAGAGCUUAUUUCUGAGCAGAACUAUUGAGGGCUAAACGUUUUUUAAAAAAAUAAUAUGAGAGAGUUGCAAUCAGUAGAAACAACUGUGAUAUUAUCCACACAGAUUCAUCUUAUUUUGAAUUAACAACUAUGCCUGUUACUAACUACAAAUGAGAUCAAGUAAAUAAAAAUCAAAUUGCAUUAA
Rhineura floridana is the source of this 5491-nucleotide messenger RNA. RefSeq names its product caveolae associated protein 2 (gene CAVIN2). The transcript has 2 exons. Gene Ontology annotation, molecular function: protein kinase C binding. The record is from RefSeq and is a predicted model, not a curated record. Gene Ontology annotation, cellular component: caveola; cytoplasm. The coding region runs from base 273 to 1559 and encodes 428 amino acids. Lineage: Eukaryota; Metazoa; Chordata; Lepidosauria; Squamata; Rhineuridae.